Dalotia coriaria is the source of this 2662-nucleotide messenger RNA. Its product is annotated as potassium/sodium hyperpolarization-activated cyclic nucleotide-gated channel 1-like. Gene Ontology annotation, biological process: regulation of membrane depolarization; potassium ion transmembrane transport; sodium ion transmembrane transport. NCBI's taxonomy places the organism in Eukaryota, Metazoa, Arthropoda, Insecta, Coleoptera, Staphylinidae. The record is from RefSeq and is a predicted model, not a curated record. Gene Ontology annotation, molecular function: voltage-gated potassium channel activity. Bases 95 to 1900 code for a protein of 601 amino acids. Gene Ontology annotation, cellular component: HCN channel complex. The transcript is spliced from 5 exons.
AAGUUGACUUAAGGUAAGUAAUAUUUUUAAAUGCAAAAUAAAAUUUUAUAAGUCGUCUGUUGUCAAGUGUCAAAUAAAAAAUAAUUUUUGAAAAAUGCGGGCGAAAAAAUCGAAUCCAAAUCUUGGCAAACACAUUUGUACCUUAGAUAAUACAAUCGCCGAGGCAUUUAGACCCGAAUCCUACCUAACCUCAUUCAAACGCACGCUUGAGAUAUGGAAAAGUAACCCGAAUGUAAAAUAUUUCUACCUUAGCCCCAUUCAAAUUGAAAAAGAAAGAAAAGGAUUCAAAGAAAUUAAAUGUUCUUGGUUAAUAAUUCAUCCAUUUAGUUUUUUCAGAUUUGUCGCUAAUAUUGUUCACAUGAUUAUUAUGUUCCUUGGAUUUUUCAUCAUCCCACUAAACUUAAUCUAUGGCCCAAUGAAAAACUCAAGAAUAGUCCGUGUAGGCCUAAAUCAAAUAACAGAAUACUUAGAAACAUUCUUUGAUGCUAUGUAUUUACUCGAUUUUUGCACAUUAUUGAUAACUGGUUUUGCUGAUACGAAGAAUCGAAAAGUCUACUUGACUCACAAGCAAAUCAUACGCAAUUUGACAUCGUCAAAAGAAUUUUACAUAGAUUUAGUAUCACUUUUAAGUUUUAUUCCGUUUGUGAAACUUUACAUGGCUUUCGUUCGUCCGGAAGAGAACAUAUCAUGGAUCAUAUACAUCAAAGUGCUAACGCUGCUGAAAUACUUUCGUUUGAGACGAUUAUUGUUUUAUUUCAAAAUCGUCACUCAGUAUAAUAACGAAUUUUACUUCACGGCGGCUGUGAUUAAAGUCGUAUCACUUUGUAUGAUAUUUAUACACUUAUUUACUUGUUUCUAUAUUAUGUUGGAGCAAUAUUUGAUGGUUUACGCUAACGGAUUUGAGGAUGAUAUGACCGUGAGCACUUUUAGCUAUUCUUUGGUCCUGCUUGAGCCUUAUCUUGACAUGUAUCUUACUCAACUUUAUUUAGUUUUGUCUUAUUUGUUAUGUAUUACAAGAAUUAAAAAGUAUACUAUUAUUCAUAAUCUUCAAGUGAUAUGGAUUUUUGAUGCUUGGUCAUUUAUUGUAUUGUCUACAGUAGGCAUUAUUGUAAGCAGUAUCAUACUAAUUUUGGGUGUUCAAAUGAUUGUCCUGCUGAAUUCAUCAGAGAUAAAAUAUUACGGUGUGAUUAACCAGUUGAAGCACUACAUGAAGAUCAUGGGUUUUCCAAAAUCUAUGUGCAGGCGAAUGUUGGUUUACUAUGACUAUCGCUUUCAGAAAUCUUAUUAUCGAGAAUCAGUCAUUCAAGCUCAUCUUUCUAAAGGAUUGCUACUUGAUAUUAAUUUGCAUUCAUGUCGUUCGCUUAUUGAUGUAGUGCCGAUACUAAAUGAGCUUCCAAGGGAAAGUCUCAACGAAAUAGUCAGACAUUUAAAAUACCAAGUUUUUCUUUAUAAUGAUACCAUUAUUCAAGCUGGUGCUCUGGAUAAUUGCAUGUAUUUUAUUUCAAGAGGUACUGUUGCGAUUACAACACCAACUGGCCGCGAGAUUUGUCAUUUGCAAGAUGGCGCAUAUUUUGGUGAGAUAGCUCUGAUUUUAUCUGAUCAAAAACGCGCGGCGAAUGUGACUGCGAUUGAGAUUUGUGAAGUUUAUAAACUGGAACGCAGCGCAUUUUUAAGUUGUUUCGAAGAUACGUCACAGUUUUAUAAGAAAAUUGAACAAACCGCACAUGAGAGACGCGAAAAAACUGAGUUGUUAGAAGAGUUGCACCGGAAGUAUAUGUUGGAUCGUACAACGAAACGACGAUUUCGCGGGGCUACAUCAGGACUGGGUGAUAAGAAAUAUAUAGUCGCUGGGACACAUACUGAUCAUUAUGAUCUACACGCUAGUAGAUUCAGAAUAUAAAAUUCUUGGGCAAGAAUUGUGAACUCAAAAGUUACAGAUUUAAAAAGAGUAAACAUAACCUAAAAUGUUAUCUACCUAAUAGAAAAUAUGUUUAACAAAUAUUUUAAUAUUAUUGAUUUGGAACCUGAAACAAUAAAAUCUGCACAAGACGAAAAUUGUGGUGACCAUCCUCGGCAGGCAGUAAAUAAAUGUCCCUACCUAAAUAAAAUAUUGCACUAAAAGAAAAAUAAAUUGAAGCGUUGAAUCAGGUCCUCUCCAAAGAAAACAGCCUCCCUCAUAAUUGGCCCUUUGGUACCUAAUGAAGACUACCCAAACCUAGAUUCCCAGAAAGAAAAUGUACUCACUACUUAAAGACAUCCGGCGUUUCUAGCAAUGCUGGGUGGACUAUCCCUGAACCAAGGACCUAGCCCCGAGUGUGUCUCCCCUUCGGCUGUCACAUACGCAGCAAAAUGCUUUGCGCAUCCGCCAGUCAGAGGCACUCGUGACUACCCUCCGGUCCAGGUCAUCACCACACCUACCUUACAUCCGGCUCCUAGAAACUGGGAUCCUACGACUAGUUUCUCAGGAGGAAGCGUCGAUAUUAUCCAAACUUGAGUUCAAACGCUGGUAGGUUGCUUGUAGUAGACUCACCCUCAUCUACCCUCGUGGAAUUGGAAUUGGAAUGUCUUUGAUGGUCACUAGUGUUUAACAGACACUUUAAGAGCGAGAGACGGAUUAGUAUUACGCGAUACUGAUUCGGAUUUUUGUUACUAUACGCGGCAC